Molecule: messenger RNA, 2564 nt
Organism: Zonotrichia leucophrys gambelii
Lineage: Eukaryota; Metazoa; Chordata; Aves; Passeriformes; Passerellidae
Gene: DUSP1
Product: dual specificity phosphatase 1
Exons: 4
Coding region: 163-1272 (369 amino acids)
Biological process (GO): protein dephosphorylation; endoderm formation; negative regulation of p38MAPK cascade
Cellular component (GO): nucleus; cytoplasm
Molecular function (GO): protein tyrosine/threonine phosphatase activity; MAP kinase tyrosine phosphatase activity; MAP kinase tyrosine/serine/threonine phosphatase activity
Source: RefSeq, a predicted model, not a curated record
ACGCCGCUCCCGCCGGCGCGGCCCCGAUAUAAGCGCGGGAGCGGCCGAGCGCGACCGGGACACCGGGACACGCGGGGACAGCGGCACCAGCGGCACCUCCGCCACACCGCCCUGCCCUUCCACCCAACCAUCCAACAAUCCAUCCAGCCAUCCCGCCCGGCCAUGGUGAACCUGCGGGUGUGCGCGCUGGAGUGCGAGGCGCUGCGGGCGCUGCUGCAGGAGCGCGGCGCGCAGUGCCUCGUCCUCGACUGCCGCUCCUUCUUCUCCUUCAACGCCGCGCACAUCCGCGGCUCCUGUAACGUCCGCCUGAGCACCAUCGUGCGGCGCCGCGCCAAGGGCGCCCUGGCUCUGGAGCACGUCCUGCCCAACGAGGAGCUCCGCGGCCGCCUGCGCCAGGGGCUCUUCCACACCGUGGUGCUGCUGGACGAGCGCAGCGCCGACCUGGAAAUGCCCAAGCGCGACAGCACCAUGCUGCUGGCGCUCGGCACCCUCUGCAGGGAGGCCCGCGGCGCCCGCAUCUGCUUCCUCAAGGGAGGUUACGAAGCGUUCGCGUCCGCCUGCUCCGAGCUGUGCACCAAGCCGGCCGCCCCCGCCGGGCUCAGCCUGCCCCUGAGCGCCAGCCCCGCGCCCGGCAGCGCCGAUUCGGGCUGCAGCUCCUGCGGGACCCCGCUGUACGACCAGGGCGGGCCCGUGGAAAUCCUGCCGUUCCUGUACUUGGGGAGCGCCUAUCACGCCUCCCGCAAGGACAUGCUGGACGCUUUGGGCAUCACGGCGCUGAUCAAUGUCUCGGCCAACUGCCCCAACCACUUCGAGGGGCACUACCAGUAUAAAAGUAUCCCCGUGGAGGACAACCACAAGGCGGAUAUCAGCUCCUGGUUCAACGAGGCGAUCGAUUUCAUCGACUCGGUGAAGAGCGAGGGAGGAAGGGUCUUUGUGCACUGCCAGGCUGGCAUUUCCCGCUCAGCCACCAUCUGCCUUGCUUAUCUCAUGAGGACCAACAGAGUCAAACUGGACGAAGCCUUCGAGUUUGUCAAGCAGAGGAGAAGCAUCAUCUCCCCGAAUUUCAGCUUCAUGGGGCAGCUGCUGCAGUUCGAGUCGCAGGUGCUGGCCCCCAACUGCUCAGCAGAGGCCGGGAGCCCUGCGAUGUCAGUGCUGGACAGAGGGGCCUCCACCACCACCGUCUUCAACUUCCCCGUCUCCAUCCCGGUCCACACCACGUCCAGUGCUCUAAACUACCUUCAGAGCCCCAUCACUACUUCCCCGAGCUGCUGAAGAAGCAGCUGAAGGACGUGGCCAGGACUCAGACUUGCUGUCUCAAGUGCAAUAAGGACAGGGACAGUGUCACUUGUGUUUUGUGGGGAGCUGUUGGUGCACCCCAGAACGGUGUCCAUGGAGAGGAGCUCGCCCAGUGCCAGAGAAACCAGGUGUUUCUGACUUCUCAACAAAUGUCUGGAUGUCUGCACAGAGAUCAAAGGACACUGGCUCUUCCUGAGCUGUCCCUCCUUGUCUUCUGUCUGUCCCAAGCCUGCUCCAUGUUUAGUAGCAUGCUCACCAGUAUUCCCAUUCCUGGACACUUUGGGCAACACUGAUGCUGUCCCCUUUUAUAUGACAGUCCUAUUUAUUUAUUUUUACAUUAGUGCAUUGUUGUUGGGUUUUUUUUUUUGCCUUCACAAACGUAAAGUUUCAGUUCUAGAGAAACCAAAUACCUCAGUAUUUUUUGGUACAAUAAUCCUGUGUGUGUAUAUCUGUCAGCUCUUCUUGUUUCCCAAGCACUGACAUGAAAGCACCAGGCGAGUGCUUUUGAGUUGCCAAGGGUUGUAUGUUUGCUGAUUUAUUUAUGAUGUGAAAUAAUAUAUUUCUUCUUAUGAAGACAUAGUUUUGUUACAUGAUUAUAACUUUUUUUAUACCAAACGGAAUAAAUUAUGAUAUUUCUAUUCAUCUGGAUUAUAUAGUCUUUAAAAUGCAUUUCACAGUCCCAAGACUCAUGUGAAGCUUCAGGGUGAAGAGCUGUAAUUUUCAACUCUUCUGGCCUCGGGUCUUGACUGAGAAAAAUGGGUUUAAGCACCAUAAUUGACUAGAAACUACUGCAGGUUGUUAACCUGAGCUUUUCUUUGUCCCCAUGUAAUUGUGUGCAGUGGCAGGGAGCCAGGGCUGGCUUCUCAGCUGGGAGUGGAUGUGGCUGCCCUGAUGGCUGUAACAGUUAGAACCAGCUGAGACUUGGGCACUGGGCUACACUGAAUUCAAAAUAGUUCUUCUCCUAAGAAGGAGGAAUAGGCUUCCUUAUUCCUUGUUUACUUCUAAUGCUUGAAAGGUUAAGUCUAAAAAUUAACCUGUUAGUAACAGAUCUCUAAGGCUUGGCACAAACUCACAGAGCGUUUUUCUUUUUCUGUCCCACCUCCUUAAAUCCUUUUUGCAACUCAAAUUGCCCCUGAUGCCUGCAGUGAGGUAUUUAGCUGGCUGGGCUAUCUCUGUAAACAAAUCAGGGCAUGACAAGGGAUCAGGUAACCAGCAACUCACCCAUUUUAUUACCCAGACCCAAAUAAAUUCUUUCCUGCUGGAGAUUA